Funneliformis geosporum is the source of this 647-nucleotide messenger RNA. Lineage: Eukaryota; Fungi; Glomeromycota; Glomeromycetes; Glomerales; Glomeraceae. The record is from the annotation of a GenBank genome assembly.
AUGAACACGGAUCGUCUCUCUAGUCUCGAGAAAUUAAAUACUAUCGCUAUCGAUGAAUUUGGUUAUUUAGUUUUAGCCCUCGAAAUUCAUUCCUGUUUUAGAAUAGCAUUGGGAAUUACGUUCUCUUAUUCUCUCCAAGAUCUAUCCUGUUGUAGUAUAUUGAUAGAUAUUCCGUAUUUGUGUAACAAAAAUUUACGUAGUCUUUCUUUUGCUUAUAAAGUUUAUCAAAAAUUCAGAGUACCCGAAGGACUUAAAAAUGUACCAACAUUAAGUUUCGUGAGAUUGGCUUUAGCUAUUUUGUCUAAUAAGGGUCCUGACAAUCGUUGGGAAUUUAUGCGUAAAGUUCUCGAGAAAGAAGGAAUUGGAAAAAUUUGGUUCAAUGGAGAAUGGUUUAUCAUUUAUCAUUACAACCGAUUUGGAACUUACAAAAGAUGUAUUUUCGAAAACAGGUUAGAUUAUUUCUACAGUACUAAUGUAGCCAUUUCCAACGUUGAUGAUUUUUGGAGACGUCAUCAGUAUUCUAUCGCACAAACAUUUAUCUUCAAUAGAACGAAUCUAGCAAUAAUUGAUGAAACGGUUGUGAAAUUACUAAAAGUCAUUGAAAAAGUUGAUAAUGAAAUCAUAGAAGUCAAAGAUCUUAUGCAUAG